Molecule: messenger RNA, 3270 nt
Organism: Lontra canadensis (Northern American river otter)
Lineage: Eukaryota; Metazoa; Chordata; Mammalia; Carnivora; Mustelidae
Gene: TRIM67
Product: tripartite motif containing 67
Exons: 10
Coding region: 572-2917 (781 amino acids)
Molecular function (GO): protein binding; zinc ion binding
Source: RefSeq, a predicted model, not a curated record
GCGGCCCGCUGUGGGCGCUGUCCGUCGCCUCGUGGUGCUGAACCCAGCCCCACGGCCGAGCGGCCUGCUCACCCGCCUUCUCGCCUACGGUUCGCUCCGAUUGGGGCGGGGCAGGGGCAAAAGGGAGCCCUUGAGCAGCUGCCCACUGGAGACGAGGGGCUGAAACAGAACAGCUGGAAACGGCAGCCCGGCCGCUGGUCCUGAUGUGCAGAGGAGACGCGCGCUGCGGCCGGCGGCGGCGCUAGUGCUGAUUCAUCACCUAGAGCGCCUCACAGGCCAUCGCGAGGGCAGCCGACUGGCUCUGGACUCUGGCCGCAGGUUGAAGCAGCCGGCGCAGGAGCCUCGCAGGCAGGAGGUGAGGACCCCCUCCCUUCUCUUGCCCCCAGCGGUCCUAGGGCGGUGGCCCCAGGACAGAGAGGGGCGUGCCCCGGGUCUGUGAAGUGGUCGUGCCUGUGUAAUGCCCUCGCUUGCAGUCUCUCCGGUGCUAACCACGCUUGGUCCCCUCCGCCUGUCUCUGGAGCUCGGGUCGUUCCACAUCCCACCCUGAGCAGCUCGGUCUGCCAGCGCCGCGAUGGAGGAGGAGCUGAAGUGCCCCGUUUGCGGCUCCCUGUUUCGGGAGCCCAUCAUCUUGCCCUGUUCUCACAAUGUCUGCCUUCCGUGCGCUCGUACCAUCGCGGUGCAGACACCGGACGGUGAGCAGCACCUGCCCCAGCCACUCCUGCACUCCCGGGGCUCGGGGCUCCCGGCCGGCGCCGCUGCGGCGCCCCCUCUGGACCACGACGCUGCGGCUGGCCCAGCCUGCGGCGGCGCGAGCGGGAGCGCAGCUGGCGGCCUGGGCGGCGGUACGGGAGGUGGCGGGGACCACGCGGACAAGCUGAGCUUGUACAGUGAGACAGACAGUGGUUAUGGUUCCUACACCCCGAGCCUCAAGUCCCCCAACGGGGUUCGCGUGCUGCCCAUGGUGCCUGCACCGCCUGGCUCCUCGGCCGCCGCGGCCCGGGGUGCCGCCUGCUCCUCGCUGUCUUCGUCCUCCUCAAGCUCCAUCACGUGUCCGCAGUGCCACCGCAGCGCGUCCCUGGACCACCGAGGCCUGCGCGGCUUCCAGCGCAAUCGGCUGCUCGAGGCCAUCGUGCAACGGUACCAGCAGGGCCGCGGGGCGGUGCACGGGGCGUCCGCAGCCGCUGCAGUGGCCAUCUGCCAGUUGUGCGACCGCACCCCGCCGGAACCGGCCGCCACGCUAUGCGAGCAGUGCGACGUGCUCUACUGCGCUGCCUGCCAGCUCAAAUGCCAUCCAUCCCGCGGACCCUUCGCUAAGCAUCGCCUCGUGCAGCCGCCGCCGCCACCCGCGCCUGCCGAGGCCGCCUCAGCAUCCCCAGGCGCGGCCCAGGGCGCCCCCAGCGGAGGCGGCGGCUGCAAGAGCCCGGGGGGCGCCGGGGCGGCGGGGGGCAGCGCGGCCCGCAAGUUCCCUACGUGCCCCGAACACGAAAUGGAGAACUACAGCAUGUACUGCGUGAGCUGCCGAACCCCGGUGUGCUAUCUGUGCCUGGAGGAGGGCCGUCACGGCAAGCACGAGGUGAAGCCGCUGGGAGCCAUGUGGAAACAGCACAAGGCCCAACUGUCCCAGGCCUUAAACGGGGUUUCGGAUAAGGCGAAGGAAGCAAAGGAGUUUCUGGUCCAGCUGAAGAACAUCCUGCAGCAGAUCCAGGAAAACGGGCUGGACUACGAAGCCUGCCUGGUUGCUCAGUGUGACGCUCUGGUCGACGCUUUAACUCGGCAGAAAGCCAAGCUGCUCACCAAGGUCACCAAAGAGAGGGAGCACAAGCUGAAGAUGGUUUGGGACCAGAUCAAUCACUGCACACUGAAGCUGCGCCAGUCGACGGGGCUGAUGGAGUACUGCCUGGAGGUGAUCAAGGAGAACGACCCCUCCGGCUUCCUGCAGAUCUCAGAUGCUCUGAUCAAGCGUGUCCAGGUGUCUCAGGAGCAGUGGGUCAAAGGCGCCCUGGAGCCAAAAGUGUCUGCGGAGUUCGACUUGACCUUGGACAGCGAGCCGCUGCUGCAGGCCAUCCACCAGCUGGACUUCAUCCAGAUGAAAUGUAGGGUGCCGCCCAGCCCCCUGCUGCAGCUGGAGAAGUGCUGUACCCACAACAACAGCGUCACACUGGCCUGGAGGAUGCCACCCUUUACCCACAGCCCCGUGGACGGCUACAUCCUGGAGCUGGACGAUGGCGACGGAGGCCAGUUCCGGGAAGUGUAUGUUGGCAAAGAGACCCUGUGCACCAUCGACGGUCUGCAUUUCAACAGCACCUACAAUGCCAGGGUCAAGGCAUUCAACUCCUCUGGCGUCGGGCCUUACAGUAAAACUGUCGUCCUGCAGACGUCUGAUGUGGCCUGGUUCACCUUUGACCCCAACUCUGGGCACCGGGACAUCAUUUUAUCCAAUGACAACCAGACGGCCACGUGUAGCAGCUACGAUGACCGGGUGGUGCUGGGCACGGCGGCUUUCUCCAAGGGCGUGCACUACUGGGAGCUGCACGUGGACCGGUACGACAACCACCCGGACCCCGCGUUCGGGGUGGCCCGGGCCAGCGUGGUCAAGGACAUGAUGCUGGGCAAGGACGACAAGGCCUGGGCCAUGUACGUGGACAACAACCGCAGCUGGUUCAUGCACUGCAACUCCCACACCAACAGAACGGAAGGUGGCGUGUGCAAGGGGGCCACUGUCGGCGUGCUCCUGGACCUGAAUAAGCACACUCUGACCUUCUUCAUCAACGGGCAGCAGCAGGGCCCCACCGCCUUCAGCCACGUGGAAGGGGUCUUCAUGCCGGCCCUCAGCCUCAACCGCAACGUGCAGGUCACUCUGCACACGGGAUUGGAAGUGCCAACAAACCUGGGGCGGCCCAAGCUGUCUGGCAACUAGCCUCCCAGCUCCAACUGCUCACCGGCAUCUGGAAAGAGCCCCGCCAGCCCCUCACUACGUUCAAAGAACCCACAAGGGUAGGACGAUCGUGUCACAGAUGCAGCCCCAGCAGCCACUGAGUAUCUUAGAGAAAAGUUUUCUUUGGGAGAUGCGGAAGAGGUCUGCGAGCCAUGCUUGUUGGGGCGACUGGUUAAACUGGCCACUUGCGAAAGUGACCACUGGUUGGUGGUGAACGUGGGUGUGUGUGUCCCUUUCAUUCCUCCUGGACGUUGCAAAUACUCCCAAAGAAGGACCUUUCUCAUGUUGCCUGCCAUCUGUUUUCAAAGCUCAUCUUUUGGGGGAGGGAGGCACGA